UUUAAUUAAUUAUAAAAUAAUUAUAUAAAUUUUAUGAUAUUUUAAAAUACAGUUACCAAAUAACAAAAUACAUUUUGUCGAAAGCUUUAUCAACAAAAACUCUAUUUUUAGAGGCCGGACUUAUAAAACUAUACUACCAAUAGCAAUCUUUAAUAGAAUUUUAUAUAUUAUGUUACUAAUAUUAGUAAGAUUUACUACAGAAACAUCCAUCACCAAAUAUGUGCAUGAGAUGUGUCAGCAAACUAAAUUCAUGCUAAAUUGUCAAGAAGUUAAAUUUGGGCUAAAUUAUCAGAAAAGAAAGAAAGAAAGAAAGAAAAAAAAAAAAACUAAAUUUGAACUGGAUCGUUAAGGCGUGCGGGGAGAAUGCGACUAUUGCUGGCAUGGUCUCGUCCAACGGUCCAAGCAAGCCGGAAGUGCAGUGAGCGCAGGCGGCCACUUCCACCAUCACAGACAAUGAGCGCAGGCGGCGACCAGAAUGCCGCCAUCUCAACCGCUCUCCUCUUCCUAGCCGACACCAUCACCUGCAUGCCUCACCUGAAGCGCAUCCACGCCCGCCUGAUUCGCCACUUCCACCACCUCCCCACCGCCACCACCCAUCUCAUCCUCGCCAAACUCCUCCUAUUCGCCGCUGUCUCCCCCUCCGGCAAUCUCCACUACGCUUCCCUCCUCUUCUCCAACCACCUCCGCCACCUCACCGCCGGCGCCUUCUUCUACAACACCCUCAUCCGCGGCUACGCCAACUCCCGCUCCCCCUCCCUCUCCCUCUCCCUCUUCAUCUUCAUGCGCCGCCUUUCUGUCCCCCCCGACCCCUUCUCCUUCACCUUCCUCCUCAAAGCCCGCGCCCGCUGCCGAUCCUCCUCCUCCGCCGCCGCCGACGAAAUCCACGGCCAGGCAAUCAAAUUCGGGUGCCUCGGCUCCCACCCGGCCCACGUCCACGUCCACAACGCCCUCGUCCACCUCUACGCCUCCCGCGCCGCCCCCGCCGCGUCCCGCCAGGUCUUCGACGAGAUGCCCGCCCCGGAUGUCGUCUCCUGGUCCGGCCUCCUCACCACCCACCUCCGGGCGCGCGACCCCGACGCGGCGCGGCGCGUGUUCGACUCGAUGCCGCGCCGCGACGUGGUCUCCUGGACGGCCAUGAUCUCCGGGUACACGCAGGCGCGGCGGCCCCGGGACGCGCUGGAGCUCUUCCGGGCAAUGCCUGUGGCUCCCGACGAGGUGACCAUGAUCGGCGUGAUCUCGGCCUGCGCGGCCCUCGGGGACCUGGAGGCCGGCGAGCGCGUCCACUUCUACAUCGAGGAGCGCGGGUUCGGGUGGAUGGUGUCCCUCCGGAACGCCCUCGUUGACAUGUUCUCGAAGUGCGGCUGCCUCCACAAGGCGCGCCAGCUGUUCGACGAAACGACUACGAAGAGCCUGAUCUCCUGGAAUUCCAUGAUCUCGGCCUACACUGCCCACGGGGACGCCGACAGUGCCUCCGCACUGUUCAAUCAAAUGGUGGAGUGUGGCGAAGGGGUGAGGCCUGACGGUGUCACGGUCCUGUCAGUGCUGAGUGCAUGCGCUCACAAGGGCCGGGUGGAGGAGGGGCGCAGGGUGUUCGAGGCACUGAGGCGGGGGGAUUACGCCGGGGUGGAGGCCGGGGUGGAGCACUACGGAUGCAUGGUGGACUUGCUGGGCCGGGCAGGGCUGCUAAAGGAGGCAUAUCGUCUGAUUGAAACCAUGCCAAUUCCGAGCAACGACAUGGUCUGGGGAGCAUUGCUGGGUGCCUGCAGGAUCCAUGGGGAUGUGGAGAUGGGGGAACGGGCCGUGGAGAAGCUGAUGGAGCUGAAGCCAAAUGAAGGUGGGUACUACAUUCUGCUUAGCAGCAUUUAUGCUGCUGCUGGUCGACCGGCAGACGCUGCGGAGAUUAGGCACACCAUGAAGGAGAAGGGGGCCAGGAAAACACCGGGCUGCAGCAGCUGGGCAGAAGCAUAGCCGCUGCCAUAAGCUGUUGAAAAGCUGUCUUCUUCUCCACUGGCAAAUUGUUGGGAAAGCAGCUGCGGUGUGCCCUCGGUUGCAAAACUCACCAGAGGUGACCAACAGCCACAGUUAGGAAGCCACAAAGCUCAAAGCUCACGAAAACCAUGCCUACGGAUUGUUGGUCGCAGAAGAAAAUGGAGGGGAUGUCAGAAUUGAUGCCUGUAAAUGGAGUCCCCUAUGAAUCUUUGAAGGAAAAAUCAGCCUUUUAAGGGCAUCACAGGUUGGUUGAUAGACUUGCAGCAGCUUUCAAGUUGAACCAUGGGGCAUUGCAUAUGUUGCUGCUGGAUGGCUGGAAAUGAAAGAACACUUCUACAAGGGUAUCGUUAUUAUCAGAUUCGUUCUACAUGAAACCCUAUCAAGGAGGCCUGUACAUAUUUUGCUUGCAAGCUACAAGCAGCAAAGUCAAGUCACUCGACUAGGUUGGUUGCAUCUUGUCAUGCAGACGGAUGCUUGUCUUGCCACCUUUAAAUGAAGUGUGUAGCAGGAGAAUGAUUGCAGCAUUUUUUUUAUUUCAUAAAAUGAUCACAAAAUUUAUUUC
Molecule: messenger RNA, 2551 nt
Organism: Elaeis guineensis (African oil palm)
Lineage: Eukaryota; Viridiplantae; Streptophyta; Magnoliopsida; Arecales; Arecaceae
Product: pentatricopeptide repeat-containing protein At1g74630
Biological process (GO): RNA modification
Molecular function (GO): protein binding; RNA binding
Source: RefSeq, a predicted model, not a curated record